AUGGGAAGCAUAAGAAUAGUUUUUACGUGUCUUGUACUUGCAAGUGGCGUCUCCGUUUUCUUCUUCUUUCCUGCAGCAGAAAAAGAGAGGGUAAAAGGUAAGAACAUUGUCCACUUGAAGGGGCAUCCUGGUUGUUGUUUUUUGGGCCCAAGGAGGGUGGAGGGGGGGGGGCUAUAUUCAUAAACCGGUUGGUCCAUAAAUGAGCUUGUCAGGCACCUUUAAGUUGGUUUGGCGAUAGAGUCUGUCUGGUAUCUCUUCAUACAGUCGCACCUCUAUGUGAGACCACCUCCCAAAAACCACCACCUAUCCAAAACACCAAAAUUCUCCCAGUGAAAUCACUACAAUUGCAACCUCUCGUAAGCGAUCGCGACUACUUUUUCGAUGACAGCAUUCGAAUUUUUCAUCGUUUUCAUCCUCCUGUUAGUGACCACUGAAGGCAUUGUUUGUUCUCUGUGCUCGUUGUACAACUUAGAAACUGUAGAUGUGUUCGGUCCUCCUCUAGGAAGAGGAGCCUUCCGGUCCGCUUCAUCAGAAUCGGCAUCCACUGAGGUGAAAUAGAGAAUGGGGAGACUGAGCAAUGACGACGACGGCGGUAUCGAGAACGGCAAAAAAAAUAUAGGUUAUUGGUAAAACAACAACUUUGCACGAGCAGCACACUUUUUUGUACAUUUCUUUGUCCUUGUUGCACGACUACAACGUGAAACUUUGUAGUUUCACUUUUUAUGGAGAACGUGAACGGAAGACAACAACUCUCUUUUUCUUUUUCUGACAUGAACCUCGAUACAGUCAUUUAGAGUUAAUUUCAGAAACGUUCCCCAAGCUUUGACAAACCUAAUGAAAUGGGAUAAGAGUAAUGAAGUUUGAAACAGCGCGAAUCCACUUUUAGAGUGACGGUUUCGGUGCCGAAGACGUCGUAACCAUAUAAUCCAGGCAUAAAUUGAUCAAGAAUUCGUCGACAAAGCUUUGCAAAUUGACAGGUGACGAAAAAAAGAUCCACAAAAUAUUGUUUAAACUGAAUUUAAAGACAUUUUUCUUGGUUUUCAGCUUUUACCUUGCCUCGUUUGGCGGAUGGUAUAGUAGAGGCAACGUCGGCGAAAUCUGAGGUAAGAAAAGUAAUAGCCUGCCGAACAGACUCAAAAUUACAAAAUGUUGGAUUCCGCAUCAAGGGCAGCCUGUGUCUUAUAGAGUGUUUUCACUCACGUGGCCGGCAUCUACGCAAAUGUAUUGGAACAAAAGAGUUUGACUAAUAGUCGCGGGUCGCGGGUCGCGGGUCCAAUGUCGCGGUCGCGGGUCCAAAGUCGCGGUCGCGGGUCUAAAGUCGCGGUCGCGGGUCCAAUGUCGCGGCAGGGGAAAAUGAUUUGGGGUUCGAGGUAACAGCUGAGUGAAAACGACUGAUAUGAACACAAUAUAAAGGGAAAAAAUAUUUUUUAUGCACAAUACUCUACGGUAGCCAAUUUACAGGUUACGGAUGUUAGAGUCAACAAAAUAAUGUCUCAAGAAAAGACCUAAAAGAAAAAGCUGGCCGACUUUUGUGUUCAGCGCAAGUUUAUUUUGUUUUCUUUCUGUCGGGCCCAGUUAUGUGUAAAUUCAGCUUUGAAUAUACUUAUGCAUAACAGUAUCUGAUAAAAAAAGUUACCAUAAGUUACCAUUGCUUUCUUCUUGUCGAUGAAUUGCUCACAAAUGCUUAAGGGUUCAAUUACGGAAAAAUAUGCGAUACACUUCAUAGCCUACAGAUUAUAAACGUUACAACAACUUAAAGCCUUUUUUUAAAAAAAGCGAACUCGGGCUCAAAAAGCUACGAGUCUGUCGGUAGAAGAAACUAGAACUCUUAUAUUUAACAAAUGUUUUCGGCAAAACUGAAAGAAAAUGUAAAUGGGCGCAUGAAACUUCAUCCAAGCGGUAUUUAAGGCAUGAAUUUAAUAUGGAAACAAGUAAUAAUCCACAGAAAGGAGUCUGUUCCUCGAAGCAAGAUUUUCGCUUAAUGCUUUUAUUUUUACAACUUAGACGGCAACCCAGAGUGUUCAAUAUAACUUCUUGUUCUCUUCACCUAAAUGGCAACCAGGACAACCUGACAAUAGGAAGCCAUUCAAUGUGCGUCUCAGUCAAAUCUUGAAAACAUGCAUCGUAAAUAACUAAGUGAGUAAGUAGGUAAGGAAAUAAUAACGCCUGAUAUCAUGAAGCUGAAAAAGAAAGUAAACCGGACACUGAAAACGGUAACUUAUCAACUCCACCAGAGCUAAGAAAAGACAAUAAAUUAGGUAAGUAAUUCCAGAUUCCAGGUACUGGAUUCAAGUCUUUGUCAGUAGAACCAAGAGACUAUGAUCCAUUCUCUCUUGGUAGAACUUGGAUUCCGGAUUGCAAUCGUUAUUGGGAACAAACUCCUUUCUGUGGACAAGAGAGGAUAAAACUCGAGCUUUAUCCCCUCUUGCUGUGGAUUAUUACUUGUUUUUUAUUAAAGUCAUGCCUUGAAUACCCGCUUGAAUGUACUUUACUGGCACUUCAAGCCCAACGUCUCUCCUCCUCUUUCCAGUUACUUGUGCAAAGAGUUUAUUUUGGGAGUUCGCGACUGUUACGCGGGUAAUCCUUUAGAAGACGGGUAGCUUGCAAACUAAACUGAACGCAGGGUUGUCGGAACAGCAACAAGAAGAUUUAUUCCAAAGAUGAACGUAGUUUCCACUGAGUAAAAGUCCACAACAGCACGUACCUCGUUAAACUUACACGGCCUCCGCCAACUUGAAUAAACACUGCCUUCGUCACACUUGACUAAACACGACCAACGUCAAACUCUCUUCGCUUGUGAAAACUAGUUAAAACUUAACUCGGGCUCGCCUACCUUACAUACGUUUACAAUAAGAUUCUAGAACUUUCCAGCUCGUCAACUGAAGCACUGAAAAGUCUAGAUUUGAAGUCACUGUCCACAAGAAGGUUUUUUCAUCGCUGCAUUGCAAUCCACAAGUGUCUUAUUGGAGAAACCGAUUUCAGCUUUAAUUUUACUAAAAGUCAAGCUGUUCAUUCAUAUAAUACAAGACGCUCUAAUGAUAUUCGCUUACCCCUACCCAGAACAAACUGGGGUAAACAAACUUUUAUUUUUCACGCCGCGAAAGACUGGAACAGCCUUCCAAAUGAUUUAAAAGAGUGUAAUAUUUUAUCUAUUUUUAAAUCCAAGUUAAAAACUUUUUUAAAAGAUCUCAGCUAAUUUUAAACCUUGAUGUUUUUUUGUAUAAUCGAUUUUAAGAUUUUAAAUUUUUAAAUUUGUUUUACUUGUAAACAUAUUUUACUUUUUUCGUAAUUAUUAAUUAAUUAGUUAGAUUAAUGCAUGAGGGCCCCACUGAAAACCGCCUUGGCGAGUUGGGCUCCCUCUAUAAAUAUUAUUAUUAUUAUUAUUAUUAUUAUUAAAUAGUCUAAUUAUAGAAAGAUUACAAAAUAUACCGCUUUUAGAAACGCUUACACAAGAUCCUAAAAUAAACAAAUUAUGAACUCUCUCGAAGCUUCUAGAAAGUCACACUAGUCACGCAAUACAAUUUUUCCUAACAGCGACCAGGAAGUUUUUCAACAAGCGUUUUCUUUAUUUUUGCCGAAAACAUUUGUUAAAAUUGAAACAGUUCUCGUUUCUUCUACCGACAGACUCGUAGCUUUUUGAGCCUGAGAUAGCCUUUUUUAAAAAAGGUUUUAAGUUGUUUUAACGUUUAUAAUUUAUAGUCUAUGAAGUGUAUCGCACAUUUUUCAGUGAAUGCACCCUUAAGAAUUUGUGAGCAAUUCAUAGACAAGAAGAAAACAAUGGUUACUCAUGGUAACAUUUUUUAUCAGAUACUGUUAUACAUAAGUAUAUUCAAAGCUGAAUUUACACUUAACUGGGCCCGACAGAAAGAAAACAAAAUAAACUUGCGGUGAACACAAAAGUCGGCCAGCUUUUUCUUUUAGGUCUUUUCUUGAGACAUUAUUUUGUUGACUCUAACAUCCGUAACCAGUAAAUUGGCUAUCGCAGAGAAUCGUGCAUAAAAAAGGUUUUUUCCCUUCAUAUUGUUUUCAUAUCAGUCGUUUUCAAAUCAUUUUCCCCUGCCGCGACAUUGGACCCGCGACCGCGACUUUGGACCCGCGACCGCGACAUUGGACCCGCGACCGCGACAUUGGACACGCGACCGCGACUUUGGACCCGCGACCGCGACAUUGGACCCGCGACCCGCGACCCGCGACCCGCGACCCGCGACCCGCGACCCGCGACUAUUAGUCAAACUCGGAACAAAAGAAAGCGUUUGCGUAAGAAAAGAGUUCAACUCCCACAGGACUGGUUUGGGACACCAAGAUGGCCGCGGUUUCAUUGUUUUGGGACACCCAAAUGGCCUUCGCGACGUCAUGUGAAAACACUCUGUACGUAAUUUAACAUCGGUCAGUUAUUUCUGGGCCCCCAAUGGACUCAACGAAUUACCAGCAGCCCGUUUCGAAUUUCCCUUCAUUCUUAUUGGCAAAUCCACAAUGGCUUUUUUAACAGGCCAAUCGUACCACGUACUUAAGUGGGGGCCCAGAAAAAAAAUAUCGGCGCUGUUUCGCAGACGGACUUAACCAGAGUAGUUUCGUCUGUGGCGCAGGCCAGAUCAGAGGAGGAGCAUUGUUUUUGCCAAAUUGGUUUGUUAUGUCAAUAACCAAGGAAUAAUUAAGUUUUGUUUCCUUGUUUGCAACUGCAGCUCGCUGCCAUCAUUCUAUCCAGACAGGAGAAACGCAAGUUCCUAAUAUCAUCCUACUGUAAAAAGACAAAAUCAAGCCCUGUGUUGCUACCAACUGGAAGUUUACUAAACCAUCUCAUAGUUGAUAACAAGCACAAGAUCUUAUACUGCUACAUCCCCAAGAUCGCUUGUACAACUUGGAAGAAAAUUAUGACACAGCUGCUUGGAAUUAAGAACAACAGAUCUGUACACAGCCAACAUUUUCCACUUCUCGGCUCUUAUUCAAAAUCCAAGGUUCGCUAUAUUUUAGAUAACUAUUACAAGUUUAUGUUCGUUAGAGAUCCGUUCGAGCGACUUUUAUCGGCCUACAAGGACAAAUUCACAAGACAAUCAGACUAUGUUUCCAAGAAAUAUUCUAAAAAGAUCCAGUGGACAGUCAGAGAGAGACUGGGUUCUAGUGCGAGUGUCUUAGCGGACAAACAGGAAAUCAAAUUCUCUGAUUUCAUCCUGUAUUUGAUUGACGUUAACAGCAAAGGGGGCCGAUAUAACGAGCACUGGCAGCAUUAUGACAACCUGUGCCAUCCGUGCAAGAUUAAGUACAAUUUUAUUGGACAUUAUGAGACCUUAGAAGAGGACGCUCGGUUUGUCUUACACCACACAGGUGUCGAUCGCUUCGUUUCUUUUCCUCCUGUUCGUUUUACUAGUACCAAAGACAAAUUGGCACAAUAUUAUAGCAAGCUGCCAAGAACAGAUUUAUUGCAGCUUCAAAGAAUUUAUCAACGUGACUUUGAAAUGUUUGGAUAUAAUAAAAUCUUCAUGGGUUCCCAAUGA
Molecule: messenger RNA, 5492 nt
Organism: Porites lobata
Lineage: Eukaryota; Metazoa; Cnidaria; Anthozoa; Scleractinia; Poritidae
Source: the annotation of a GenBank genome assembly